Neoarthrinium moseri is the source of this 1479-nucleotide messenger RNA. RefSeq lists its product as uncharacterized. The transcript is spliced from 4 exons. Gene Ontology annotation, molecular function: monooxygenase activity; oxidoreductase activity, acting on paired donors, with incorporation or reduction of molecular oxygen. The record is from RefSeq and is a predicted model, not a curated record. Lineage: Eukaryota; Fungi; Ascomycota; Sordariomycetes; Amphisphaeriales; Apiosporaceae. Bases 1 to 1479 code for a protein of 492 amino acids.
AUGGCAAGCAGCAAUCACAGCGGUGAAACGGUGCAGGCUCUCAAUGGAGGCAGUGCCGAUCUGGGCAAUGGAAAGAAACAAAUAUUUCUCAACGCAUUUGAUAUGUCAACUAUUGGACAUCUAUCACCAGGCCAAUGGAAGAAUCCGGCCGACAAGUCUGCCACAAAGCGAACUCUCAAUUACUGGAUUGAAUUAGCAAAACUACUGGAAAAGGGUGGAUUCAACGCUCUCUUCUUGGCAGACACUUAUGGAGGUUAUGAUACCUACGAGCAGAGUCUUGACAAUUGCAUCAGGCGCGCUGCGCAAUGGCCUAUGACCGACCCAACAAUUCCGAUUACAGCUAUGGCAGCAGUAACGAAGAACCUCAGUUUUGCCAUCACUGCAUCAACUUCCUUUGAGCCUCCAUUCCUACUAGCGAAAAGGUUCUCGUCCCUAGAUCAUUUCACUCAAGGGCGGUUCGGCUGGAACAUUGUCACUUCUUGGAAAAAGGCAGCCUUCAAGGCAAUCGGCCUAGAAAACCCAAUUGAGCACGAUGAAAGAUACCGUCAGGCAGAUGAAUACCUUCGGGUAUUGUAUAAGCUAUGGGAGGGAUCCUGGGCAGAAGAUGCCAUUUCGCCAGACCCUGCUAAUGACAGCUAUGCGGACCCUGAUAAAAUCCGAACCAUUAAGCAUCAGGGAAAGUAUUACACACUUGAUUCGCGACAUAUUGUCGACCCGUCGCCUCAGAGAACUCCAUUUCUCUUCCAAGCUGGGACAUCCUCUGCAGGAUCAGAGUUUGCUGCUACCCACGCAGAGGGUAUUUUCGUGUCACCACACUCACCCACGGUGCUCAAACCCAAGAUCGAGAAGAUUCGCGAGCUAGCAGCCGCCAAAGGCCGUGAUCCUCGUUCAGUCAAGUUCUUUGGCACUUAUACCCCGAUUUUAGGGCGCACGGAAGAGGAAGCCCAGGCUAAGUACGAAGAACUCAAGAAGUAUGCUUCCACAAUUGGAGGGCUUGUGCUUGUCAGUGGAUGGACAGGGAUCGAUCUAUCCAAGGUGCCACUGGACCAAGAGCUCACUGCAGCAGACUCAGUGGAACAACACAAGGUACGGAGCAUGCUCGAUGCCUUCACGACAACUAGUGAGCAUGUGCCAAAAUGGACGCCAAGGGUAAUUGCAGAGAAUGCAGCGAUUGGUGGUUUAGGCCCGGUGGGAAUCGGUAGUGCAAAAACAGUGGCUGAUGAUAUGGUCCGAUGGAUUCAGGAAGCCGACCUUGACGGUUUCAAUAUUGGAUACGUUACAACCCCUGGAACAUUCGAAGAUGUAGUAGAACUAUUAAUCCCGGAGCUACGACGCCGGGGGAUCUAUCCCGACUUACCUAAGGGCGAUGAGCAGCGAACGGCAAGAGAGAGGGUCUACGGGGAAGGGCAAAGGGGGUUGAGGGAAGAUCACCCUGGGUCGGUGUACAAGUACGAUAGGUACCAGGAAGAUGCCCCCUGA